CAACAACCUGUUCGAGAAAUGAAACCGCCGAUGUUGCUAGAUAGGAUUUUGUAUUGGCAACGGUUGCUCGAUCGAGCCAUCGCCACAAAACCGACGGGUGCGGCAAAGAAUAACCGGCUGGUUCAGGUUUCUCUUUACGCCAUCCUCCAGGAAAGCUUCGAUCUUUACCGGGAUAUCUCCGAUGGACUCGGUCUCCUGUUAGAUAGUUUCUUCCAUUUGCAACAUCAAUCGUGCAUCAAUGCGUUUCAAUACUGUAUCAAAGCAACGAAACAGUUCGAAGAGCUUUCUUCGUUUUAUGAUUACUGUAAGGAGCUCGGAAUUGGUAAAAUUUCGGAGUAUCCGAGAGUGCAGCAGAUAUCUGAAGAGUUAAUGGAGACAUUGCAAGAAUUCUUGAAAGACCAAGCUUCGUUUCCUUCUCAUAAUUCACGUUGUUUGCCUUUUCCGUCACCUGCCGAUGAUCCUGAAGAACCUUGUGAUGAACCUAUAUGCCCAUCUUUCUCGCCCGGGCAUUUUUCGGAGACUGCUGAGGAACAAUGCCAUGAACAAGAUGAUAUGUAUAAUGUCCACGAAACUGGUUCGAAUCAUUCACUGCCUAUUCACCAUGAGUUUUGGAUGACUAGAGAUUUAUUAUCGUUCGACGAUUGGCUGACGAAUGAUAAUAAAUCCCAAGAGCUACAAAGUUCAGCUAUGGAGAAUUCUACUAAUGGUGGUGACUCUUUGUUUGACAACUGGUUUCAACAAGAUGAUAAACAAGAACAAGCUUCUGAAAAUGGUCUCUCCCCUUUCAACAACUGGCUCGAAGAAGACCAAAGCAAGGAAACUUCUCAAAAUGGAGCCGAAGGUAAUUCAUCUGUCAACGACUGUCUUCAAGAAAAUCAACAGCAUGAGCAAGAUCAUCUGAAUGCAGUCAAGGGCCAUUCGUAUUUCGAUGACGAUCAAUAUGUAGGAAAUGGCCGCUCCUUGUUCGUCGAUUGGCUCCGGGAAGAUAGAAAAGAACCCGAAGAGCAGCAACAAGAUUUGGCACUGAAUUCGAGCAAUGAUGGUUACAAGGAAGGAUGGGAGCUUGUGUUUGCUGAAGCCACAACACAACUGCACAAGAUUCUCAACAUUUCGCCAAAGGAACUGAUAAAAAACCAAUAGUACCUCAAGGCAUAGACAAUUCAUUUCUUGAAGAUGAAGCAGAUAUAUCAGCAUCCAUUGCAACCACUGCUAUCAAUGCCACUACAGCUUCGCCCGAUGAGUUCUCGAUGGCACCAACAUUUCAGGCAGCACCACCAACUUUCUUUGCUCAAGAACUUAAUGACGAUGCCAGGCCAACGUUUCAGGCGAUUCCGACUUCUCUUUCUGAGGAUCCUAAUAGCACAACAGAAGCGUUUCAAGACAGCGUAUACGAUGACCCUUUCGCCCCGUGGCCUGCCAUGGAAGCUAGCAAUAAUACUUCUUUUAAUGGGUCAGAUGAUCAGCAAAAUCUGUUACUUCAACAAGAGCUGUGGUUGCAGAAGCAAGACAAGAUUCUGAAUAAAAUUGUCAUAUCUGAUACGUAAUUAACGUUGUACAACAAUUUUACUAUAGAUGGAUUAUUAUUAUUCUUUGGUUUGCUAAUAAAAUCCA
This is a messenger RNA of Hibiscus syriacus, 1611 nucleotides long. Its product is annotated as clathrin coat assembly protein AP180-like. Gene Ontology annotation, molecular function: 1-phosphatidylinositol binding; phosphatidylinositol-4,5-bisphosphate binding; clathrin heavy chain binding. Gene Ontology annotation, cellular component: clathrin-coated pit; clathrin-coated vesicle. The record is from RefSeq and is a predicted model, not a curated record. The transcript is spliced from 2 exons. NCBI's taxonomy places the organism in Eukaryota, Viridiplantae, Streptophyta, Magnoliopsida, Malvales, Malvaceae. The coding region runs from base 19 to 1140 and encodes 373 amino acids. Gene Ontology annotation, biological process: clathrin-dependent endocytosis; clathrin coat assembly; vesicle budding from membrane.